AGUUGUAUACACUUGAGGAAGAUAGAUAUUGGUGGGUUUGUUUAUACAUAGAAGCUGAGGAAUUACCUUUCAGCUAACUAAUACACUAUGGCUCUUGUUAAAAAAAGGGUGAGUUGGAAAUAUUUCCUGCCUGGUUGUUUGCAGGUCAAGAAACCAUGUCCUUCUUCUUCAUCAGUACCCAGAGUUCAUGAUGAUUCCAAUCAAAUGUCUAUGCGGAGAUUGUCGCUUUCUGAUGUGAGUAACACCAGCUCUCUCAUAUCGUUGAAUGAUUUGUCGAGCUCUCUGGUGGGAUCAAAUCUUCAUAUUUUUACCCAUAAGGAGCUGGACAUGGUGACAAAUAAUUUUUCCAAGGGUGAGUUUCUCGGAGAAGGAGGGUUUGGAAAAGUUUAUAAAGGGUUUAUUGAUGAGAAGCUCAGGACUGGCUUGAAGGCUCAGCCUGUUGCUGUUAAGGUCCUGGAUUUGAAUGGCUCUCAGGGGCAUAGAGAAUGGCUGGCUGAAGUUAUAUUUCUUGGACAAUUGAAGCAUCCCCAUCUGGUGAAUUUGAUUGGAUAUUGCUGUGAGGAUGAUCACAGGCUUCUGGUUUAUGAAUACAUGCCACUUGGAAACUUGGAGGAUAAAUUGUUUAGAAAUUAUGCAGCAACAUUGCCCUGGUUAACAAGAAUAAAAAUUGCACUGGGAGCUGCACAAUGUCUGGCCUUUCUCCAUGAAGAAGAAAAGCCAGUCAUAUACAGAGAUUUGAAAACUUCAAACAUCUUACUGAAUACAGAUUACAGUUCCAAGCUCUCUGAUUUUGGAUUGGCAACAGAUGGUCCAGAAGGAGAUGUUUCUCACAUUACAACAUGUGUCAUGGGCACAGAGGGCUAUGCAGCUCCCGAAUACAUAAAGACAGGUCACUUGACAACUAUGUGUGAUGUGUAUAGUUUCGGAGUGGUGCUGUUGGAGCUAUUAACUGGGAGGAAAUCUAUUGAUAAGAACCGUCCUAGAAGGGAACAAGAUCUUGUGGAAUGGGCAAGGCCAUUGUUGAAGGACUUCAACCGACUGGAACAAAUUAUGGAUCCAAGACUCGAGGGUCAGUACUCAACUGAGGGAGUUAAGAAGGCUGCAGCAUUGGCAUAUCAAUGCCUGAGCCAUCACCCCAAGUCCAGACCCACAAUGAGCACUGUGGUCAAGACUUUAAAGCCUCUUUUAGACUUGAGUGACAUCCCCAUAGGACCCUUUGUCUGCACUGUUUCAAGUGAUGGCAACAUUACUUAUGUCAACAACAAUGCCCAAAAAUAUGAAGAGAAAGAUGAAAAAAGAGAAGAAACUGGCCGCCAUCCACUCCUAAAAGGUCGCCGUCAACGACGUCGACGACGGAUCAGGCCAUCAAGGUCUAGAGCUGUAUAUUCUGAUACUGCUUUGUAUAAAGCUCUUGGAACAAGCUUGUACUCCCCCAGAAACUAGAGGCAAAAGGGUCACAGAUUUUUUGUUGUUUUGUUUUUUGAUUUGUGUGAUGUGAUCUUACAAUUGUUCUAUACUGUUAAAAGGAGAAAAGGGUUAUUGAAAAAAAAUACAAAAAAGCCCAAAUUGUAGACUUCUGGAAGAACUCUGGAAAAUUAGUUAAAUUUCAAGUUAUACAUAUUCAUUUUUACACUAUUU
Messenger RNA from Mangifera indica (mango), 1638 nucleotides. RefSeq names its product putative receptor-like protein kinase At1g72540. The coding region runs from base 88 to 1443 and encodes 451 amino acids. The record is from RefSeq and is a predicted model, not a curated record. The transcript is spliced from 5 exons. Gene Ontology annotation, biological process: protein phosphorylation. NCBI's taxonomy places the organism in Eukaryota, Viridiplantae, Streptophyta, Magnoliopsida, Sapindales, Anacardiaceae. Gene Ontology annotation, molecular function: ATP binding; protein kinase activity.